Molecule: messenger RNA, 1252 nt
Organism: Hevea brasiliensis (rubber tree)
Lineage: Eukaryota; Viridiplantae; Streptophyta; Magnoliopsida; Malpighiales; Euphorbiaceae
Exons: 3
Coding region: 179-1084 (301 amino acids)
Molecular function (GO): protein binding
Source: RefSeq, a predicted model, not a curated record
UUACCACGGUUCUUUAAUCUUCCAUAAAAACAUAAAAUGCUCUUCAGCUCUGCCCCUUAAAGUGCAGAUAUUUCCUUUCAAUUGCUAAAAUAUCCCUCUGAAAAGUAGAAACUUUCUUCUAUAAUAAUUCCCUCCUAAAAGCCAUUUUUAUUAUCCUCACUUUCAAUAGCACUUCUCCAUGAGCAUGCUUUUAAGGAGCUCUUCAACACCAAUCUUGGACUCUUGGCUUCCCUGCUACAAGGACUCCUCACCAGAGCCAGAGUUUCAGAUCCUUCAAAGAACCAAAUCAGUUUCGUUUUACUCUCAACCUGAUGAUCCAACCAAGAAAGUCACAACCCAAACUUUGCAGCAAGAAGCCAAUCUCCAAAAACCCCAGAAGGGCUCACCUAUAAGACCUCCUCACAGCACUAAACAGCAAUGCAAGAAAAAUAGUGAUGAGGAAGAGAAACAAGUACAACCCGAUUCAAGACUCCAAAGACUCUUUUCAAGUUCUGGGUUGGGAGAGGAAGUGAUGAAUGAUGAUGAUGAUGAGAAGAAGAGGUGUGGGUUGCAGACACUAGUAGUGGGUGGCGGAAUGGGGAGUGAAGGUGGUGGAGGAAUUUGUGGUGGUGGUAGUGGAGGUAGAAGAUCGGAUGGUGGAGAUGGUAAUGGUGGGUCAGAGUUUUAUGGGAAUGACAAUACUGAUGCUUAUUACCAGAAGAUGAUUUCAGCUGAUCCUGGCAAUGCACUUCUCCUUGGAAACUAUGCUAAAUUCCUGAAAGAGGUUAGAGGAGAUUUUGCUAAAGCAGAAGAGUUCUGUGGGAGAGCAAUUUUGGCAAAUCCAAGUGAUGGGAAUAUUUUGUCAAUAUAUGCUGAUCUAAUAUGGCAAAAAGAAAAGGAUGCUCAGAGAGCUGAGAGCUACUUUGAUCAAGCUGUUAAAACUGCCCCAGAGGACUGCUAUGUCCGAGCUUCAUAUGCUAGAUUUCUUUGGGAUGCUGAAGAAGAAAAUGAAAAAGAAUAUGAAGAUGAGCAACAAGAUAAUAUAUCUCCACCCAGUUUCUUCCAUUGCUCUCCCCACGAUCCCCCUUUAGCUGCAGCUUCCUAGUCUCCCCUAUAUAAAUUAUAAGGAGAGUACUUUUAUGCUUUUGUCUAGAAUAACUUGGUAAUAUAUUACCAUCUAAGAAUUAACUUUUUCCCUGCUUUAUUUUUAACUGUAACUUGUUUUUUUAUUGUCAAUAAGAGAAGUGAAAGUAAAUCUUGACUUUCUGUCGAA